Chara braunii is the source of this 2846-nucleotide messenger RNA. NCBI's taxonomy places the organism in Eukaryota, Viridiplantae, Streptophyta, Charophyceae, Charales, Characeae. The record is from the annotation of a GenBank genome assembly.
GGGUGCGAACGAAGGCAGAAGAUCACUUCAUCCGCUCGGCUGCGCACUGCAGAUUUCAUACAGGAGAGAUCCUGUACAGGUUAAUGCGAGACGGGGUCUCCAUCACGGACCCCGUGGGGAGGGCUAUGGCAGAGAGGCACAUGGACGUCUGCGAGGAGGAGUUGGAGAUGGAGGACCUGCGAAGGACCGAUGAGGCGGCCGCCCCUGCUGCAGGCAUGGCAGACGACCGGGCUGCUGGUCAUGGAGAGGAGUCAGCAGCCCGAGGGGUGGAUCCCACGAUGACGGAUGAGGGGCGGGUUGGUGGUGUGCGUGUAGAGGAUGAGCUCACUACACUCAGAGAAAGAAUACAAGUCCUCGAGGCGGGGCGAGGGUCAACGUUCGAGGCCGAGAGUCGAUAUGACGAGUUGCACGACUUUAUGGUGUCACUGAUGAGGGCGACAAUCGGGCCAGCUUUGGUCCUGCCCUCAUACAAUGACAUGCGCACACGACUCCUAGAUGACAUCUACCAUGAGAUUGCAGAGAGAGUCGCGCCGAAGAAGGCGAAAUGGAAGCUGACAGGGUGUACCAUGAUGAUGAAUGGGGCUACAACGAGGUCGUACAAGCCCGUCGUCAACUUCAUUGCAGCGGGCGAGGACGAGCCAGUCUUGAUCACCACCGUCGACAUGUCGGUGAGGGACAAGACUCAGGCUGGCGUGGCACUGGCGGAUUUGUGGGAGGAAGUGAUCCGAGAUAUUGGCGUUGACGUUGUCAAUGCCUAUUGCACUGACAAUGCUUAUGCCAAUAAGGUGGCUGCGCAGCGGUUGCAGGACCAUCCGGAUACCGCCAUCUCUCGGAUGAGUCGGAUCCCUUGGCUCCCCUGUGCAGCCCAUUGCUUGAGUCUCCUCCUGCGAGACAUUACGUGCUUCGAGUGGGUGCGCCCUAUCUUGAAGAACACACACAAGGUUGUGAUGUUCGUCAAGAAUAUUCAGAAGGCCGUCACGUAUCAUCGAGAUGCGCUGUCGGCGCAAGGAGGGGGGGAUCGUGCUAGUGCACGACUGUUGCAGGGACGGGACUACGAGGAUGAGGAUGUCGAGGACGUCAUUUACAAGGCGGAUGACAUCUGGGCGGGGAAGGACAUGAUAGAGGAGAUUGCUGCGGCGGGGAAGGGGAAGGAGGUAGUCCGCGAGGACCCUCUCGUCUCUCGUGUGUGGGACAGGUGGGGUGGCCUCGACAUUGUAGAUGACCUGGAUGGUUACCUGCACGGUUCAAGACACACCCUUCAUAUGAUGAAGGACAUUCAGGAAUGUCGCAGACCGGACGAGGGGAGUGCACGGGUUCAGCAGGACCGCCGUGUGGACACGGGCUUUCAGCCAACCACCUUCGAUGGUGAGGCAGGUUGUAGUGCAGCUACCACAGAGAGCACCCUGACCUGGAGGAGCCCACCUAUGGAGCCACGCCAGGCAGAGAGAGAGAUGGGAGCUGAGGUUCCGGGGAGAGCAGACCAUCGUACAAGAGAGAGAGUACCAGCAGGGGAGACGACUGAGGAGAAACGGGCCAAAGUUGGAAAGCGCUUGGAGGAAAUCUGGCAGGAAAGACAGAGGUUAGAGGAGGCAGGGACACUCCCAGAUCAACCACCACCACCUAAGCCAUACGGAAUCAAGGAGAUGUGGGACGAGUUCUUUGACCAGCAUGGCAAGGGAUUGACGACUCCAGAGAGGGCAGGAGUCGAGACUUCGAGGAUGGCGGAUGAGUACUUGGACCGAAAAAUCCGCUUCCUGGCCAAGACAUCCUUCGAUAGGUAUCUGAUGUUGGAGGCUGAUCUGGCCGGGAAGAAGAUGAAGGAGGUAAGCCAUGGGGUACGUCUGGAGGCAGUUGAGGCUGAGGUCCGAGAGCUCAGGGCAUUGGUGGCUAGUCAAGUUGCCAUCAUCCAGGACUUGAGGCGGCAGCCUCGAGAUGGGGCUGGCAGGACUGACAGAGAAGAGCCUGCCAAGGUGGUGGACGGGGCGGGGAGUAGCCGACGUGGCGAUCAGAGAGAGUCGGUGCAUGCCUUAUCAGGGCCGCCAUCCGCAGUUGAACUCCCCCAGGAGCCGCCCAUGGGAAGAGCCAUCUUGGAGCCUGAGGAGGCAAAAGCCAAGAGGGAGGCAGAGAGAGAGGCCUUCGAGUUCAAAGCCCCUACUGAACUCGCCACACUGCCCAUAACAGUUGUGGAACCCACGAUAGCAACUAUGCCAUUAUCAGUUGAGGAGGGGCGGCAGACGACCAGCAGCGAGCCGGUUCAGGGUCCGGCAGAGGGGUCUAUGGAUGUGCUUCUCGAGGCAGUUCAGACUAUGCAGGAAGAGGCGAGUCUAUUUUCACCUGAGCAGAGGAUGGAGGAGCCUCCUGAGAGAGAGAUGGGGACUACGAUAGAAGACGUCAUCGAGGGCAGGCCUAAGAGGCUGGAUACGCCUGAGUAUAGACCAGAGGGGAUUGGGAUACGACCAGAAACCAGUACUCAGGAGUUGGACACGGAACCAAAGGAGCCUUUGGAUGCACCUCAAUGUCAUGAGGUGGCCAGGGAGGCAAGUGAAACACAAUCAUUUCCAGGAUCCGAAAAGAAAAAGAAGAGAGGUCGGAGGUCAGGCGACUCAUACUGCUUCUUCUGUAAGAGCGAGGAGCACAGGGCUUUGAAGCGUCCCAAGUUUCUAAAGAACCUGGCUGCAGGGAAGGUCACAGAGAGUGGUGGAAGGAUGUAUGAUAGACAAGGCAGAGUAGUAGAGCGAUCUGCAGAUGGGGGUAAGGCUCAACUGUACAAGCAGAACCAGGAGGAGAUGAAGGGCUAGUGUGAUCCCGCACUAAAGAUGUGCCUCUAGUAAAUUGAACUAAACUGU